ACUAGAGCCUGAAAGAGAAACUGACAAUAGUGUAAAAGUAAACAGUUAUCACAUUGAAAGGGGAAAUAAGAAUAUUCCAGGAGAAAUAUAUUCACAAUGUACCAAAAAGAGGAAUCUUAAACGACAAAAUCAAUCUCUGGAAAUUGAGUUUGGUAUAAUGCAAGAAAUAUGCCGAAAACAAAAGCGAAAGGUUAAAACCAGAGGCCAUUAUAAAACAUGUCAUUAGGUGGGAACCUGAACAAAUAUGUGAAACUGGUCUCUUUUAGUGUUUAGGUCCGAGCGCCACCGAUGCGUGUUAUGUAGACGAAACGCGCAAAUUAUAAGUCGAGUAUGUUUGAUAAGUUUUCCUAAAGAAACAUUGAUUUUCAUUUUCCUUUUUAUAUAAGGCUUAUUCUUCUUUAAUUUCUUAUUAAUAGUCAUUUGUAAAUCAUAAUCGCAUUUGAAACUAUAAAUUGAACUCAAAAUGAACGAAAUAUUUGCCACAGAACUUGAAGCAAGUACCGAUCAAUUGUUGAUAUAUAAAUAACACAUAGCCGAGAAGGUGAUAGAACAGAUUGUUACCAUGAAAAACAUUGUCAACUGAGUUCUUUCGAGGGGUACCAAUCUGCUCUAUCACCCUCUCAGCUAUGUGUUAAAUAAUUCAUUAUACUGAAUGUUCUCUUAUUAUUGACUUUUACUACCACAUUUUGAAUUGAAAGUACUUAACUAUGAAGUCAAGUACAUAACAACGACACAUUUAUUAGAAAAUCCACAAGUGAAGCAAGAUAUUUUUUUUUAUUUUGACAGUGUAUGAAAAAAGUUUUGAGGCCAAAAUGUAGAAUUUGAGCAUUCAAUUUGCCUUUAAUUCAUUGAUGUAAAUUCAAUUCAUUGUCCUUUAAAUUAUCGAUUUUUGAUUGGUCUCCACAAGAAGGCGACAUUGAACAAAUUAUCUCCGGCUGAUCCAUGGGAUGGAAUAAAUUAUCUCUCUCGUAUUAGCCAAUCAAAAUCUGGCAUUUUUACGUGAAGUAUAAUAAAUGCUUAAUAUUGUAUGAAAUAGAAUAAACGAUUUGAAAGUAAUUAGUCCAUAGAACGUAAUGCAAAUAUCGAUCAAUUUUUAAUGCUAAAUAUUGUGUGACAUAUAAUAAAAUAUUUGAAAUCAUAAGUCCUAGUACUAUAAAGUCACCAGAUUCUCAAAGUCGUUACAUUCUGAAAAGUAUCAAUGGUCCCAAACUUUCUAAAUACUCUAUUAAUGUUCUUAAAUUAUUCUGAUUUUUCUUACCCUUGUGUCUUAACAAUCUGAACACUGUCUGAAAUUUUUUUCAUCAGCACAUUUUUAACAGUUUUAACACUCUAUCAAUUAAAUUCAAAACAUUCUAGACAGUCUGAAACUGGCAUUAUCAAGAUGCCCAGUUUCUUGACUGACAAGACUAAUAUGUACUCAUCUAUCCCAUCAAGCUUAAAUUGAAAGAAACAUCAUAUAGAGUAAAGUCUGCCUGGAGCACCUAAGAUCACCCCGGAUGUUUGGUGUUGCUCAGCCUUAAGUUUUCUAUUUUGUGUUUUGUAUACUGUUGUUUGUCUUUUUGUUUGUUUUUUUUUGCCAUGACGUUGUCAGUUUAUUUUAGACUUAUGAGUUUGAAUGUUCCUUUGGUAUCUUUCGCCUCUCUUUGACAGGAUAAGCGUUUCCUUAUGUAGAUCACUAUUUCGGUAUCAGCCAUAUGCCACUUCUUAUGAUUUUGAAUGAAACGACAAUCCAUGACAAACCAAAUGACGUACUUGUCAUUCUAUUUGAAAUAUAAUUGAUUUACACUAAGUACUGACAUGUAUUUGUAUGCAAGAAAGAUCGUUGAUUGUUAAUUCAACCAUGAGCAGAAGCCAUACCACAGAACAACCUAUAUUAGGCCCAAACAAUUCAAACAAAAAAACCAAUUGCCUCAUGUAUGUACAUACAAUAAACGAAAAACAAAUAUAUAAGCAAGCAACUCAUGACAGCCACUGAAUUACAGGCUCCUACCUUGUGACUAGCAUAUAUGAAAACAUUUAUUAACAAAAUACCGAACUUAAAGGUAAAUUACUAACCGAGUGCUUUAAUUUUCCGUGUUGCAACAUAUGACCUUGGUAACCCAGGCAACGUCUGCAUGCAUCUAUAUUCACGUAUACAUAUCGCUUCGAUCAUCUAGAUAUCAAACUACUAGUAAUCUAUAUUCUUUUUGCAGCAAUACAUACAUAGUUUACAUACAAUAUUAGGUCAACGUCAGAAAAAUAUAAACAUUUUUUUACGAGUCUGAGAUACCAGGGAAGAGCAAGGUUUAACCGAGCCCUUCCCCAGUGUUGUGCCGAAUAGAAACAAGAUUAUAUUUUUUCUGACAUUGACCUAAUAUUGUGUUGAUACUUCAACUUAAAUUCAUACUCCGAUAGCUAUUUGAAUUGUAAUACAAAUUUUAAACUUAUAUUCAUCCCUAAAUGAACCUCUGAUUGUGGAAAAAGUGAUCCAUGAUGAAAUUGAUAUUGCACAAAAUAUAGCUUUGUUACCAUGUUUAGGAAAUAAACACAACUAGUUGCAGUGUAAAUACAAUACAUACAGAGUUUAUACAAUUCUUCAACAAUAACUUCUAUGGCAAUUUCAAGUACCUUUUGAAUUAAAUGUAUAACAAAACAGUUACAUAAUUUACCACCUCCAGCGGCUUUCAACAAAAUCGAAGUAACCAGAUAAUCAAGCAAUAAGUGCACAUCAGUCUUUUUAAAACCAUCAAAAUUGAUCGCAUGUCGUCAAUUUACCAACAAAAGAUCCAUUACUUUAAUGCUAAUUUUAGAUAUUAAAUAUUAUAUUGAUUCGUGAAGGUUGGCGAUUAAACAAGGUAGGUUUGAUAAUACCAUUACUAAAAGAAUUUAAAUGAUUGGAAUCAUCACACAUGUAAAAUUCAUGUCUGAGAUAUUAUCAACCACAUGUUUAGAAUUAAAAUAAGGAGAUAUGCUGUAUUUCUGGUUAGACAACUAUCCGCCUGAUACCAAAUUACUGGGUGUAAGCAAUUAUAGUGAGUAGAACUAACCGCCAGAUGCAGCAAUGGUAUUCAUUUUAAAUGAAACAAAGGAAAUUAUAUAUGUAAAGGUCAUUGGAAAUAAAGAACUGACCGUAGAUAAACGUAUUGGAAUCAAACAUGAAGAUUGUGAUGCGAGGAAAGGUGUACUUACCAACGAGGAAACUGAAUGGCAAUGGCCAAAAGAUCAUGGCUUUAUCAAAAUUUUGCCUACGGAAAAUUUAAAGCUUAGCCCAGUGGCUGACAAAAAAACAAUUCAUGUAACAAUAAUUACUAAAACACAAAGAAUUUGCAAUGCCUUUCCUAUUCGGAAAAAAGAGCAAGUCAUUGUGAAGGCUGAAGAUGAAUUAUUGUGUGUUGAAAUUGCCAAAAAGAAGGGAAAUGUUUUAGGGAGAUACACAAUUGGAGUAGAAUCAAAAAGGGAAGUUGAUAAUAGUUCAAAGGCUAGAGAUGAUCACCUUUACAGGGAAAGACAAAUUCAAGCGGAAAGAGGACACAAUACCAAACUGCGGCCAAACUAUUGGGACACCAAACGAAUGUACCAAUUUACUAUAGAAACUUGCAAACCUCAAGAACGACAUGACAAUGGGAAAUUACAUGGUUGUAGGAAAAAAACAUCCGAUAAGGUCAGGCCAGUUACUGACAAUGGGGAAUAUAAUGGUUGUAGAAAGAAAAUAUCCUAUAGGGUCAGGCCAGUUACUGGACAUAACGAAACAAUAUCACGCAUUGGCAUAAUUGCAAUCAGCGAGCAAAAUUCUAAAGACUUUAUGAGAUCCCUGAUAUCCGAAUUAGAGCAAAAUCCAGGUAUAAAUGUGAGGUAUUGCGAAAUACAUCAAGAUAAUUAUAUUGAAGAAUUCAAUUAUCAUGUUUACGAAAUUCAACUCAACAUAAGAAAUUUCGAUGUGCAGAAACAACGAACAUUACAUUGGCCAAUAGAAGUUGCCGAAUAUUAUACAAUGGAUUAACGAAAAUAUGUAUAACAGCCUUUCAGUUAACAAUUUCGAAGUAAUGUUUAAACUAUUUAAAAACUAAACAUGUUUCUAUUAAAUACUUUGUACAAUAAACAAGGUUUUUCUUUCGUU
This is a messenger RNA of Mytilus californianus (California mussel), 4096 nucleotides long. RefSeq lists its product as uncharacterized. The record is from RefSeq and is a predicted model, not a curated record. The transcript has 4 exons. Lineage: Eukaryota; Metazoa; Mollusca; Bivalvia; Mytilida; Mytilidae. Bases 3041 to 3979 code for a protein of 312 amino acids.